Molecule: messenger RNA, 7788 nt
Organism: Eleginops maclovinus (Patagonian blennie)
Lineage: Eukaryota; Metazoa; Chordata; Actinopteri; Perciformes; Eleginopidae
Gene: ncoa6
Product: nuclear receptor coactivator 6
Exons: 17
Coding region: 136-7458 (2440 amino acids)
Biological process (GO): positive regulation of transcription by RNA polymerase II
Cellular component (GO): histone methyltransferase complex; nucleus; transcription regulator complex
Source: RefSeq, a predicted model, not a curated record
UUGACAUUGUUUCUUGCUUGUGGUUCAUGUUUUGUUAGCUAAUCUGGCUAGCAGAUGUCGAAUGGUCGAAUUUAGUGUCAGACGAAUAUAUGUGCCUAAAACGUUUCAAACGCCGCUCCUAUUAAAAAGGGGAGGAUGGCGCAUCGACGUACCCCACCGCCGCUAUCCCAGAGGACAGAGUACCUGGAACCUGAUAAUGACUCCGACAGGGACUCUGGCGUUGGGGAGGAUGCAGGGGAGGAUGCUGACAGUAGCCAGGAAGCCACAUUUACGGAGGAGAACGUUAACAAGCAAGAUGGAUCAGAAGAAAACGGAGAGGAGGGAAGAGAUUUCACAGUUUUUGUCGCCUUUCAAGGGAAUAUGGAGGAUGAGGACUUCACUCGAAAACUUGACACUAUCCUCAGUGGGAUACCCAACAUGCUUGAUAUGGGCUCUGAUAGGCUACAGCCACAGCAUGUGGAGCCGUGGAACAGUGUGCGUGUUACCUUUAACAUUCCUCGGGAUGCUGCUGAGCGACUCCGACUGUUGGCCCAGAACAACCAGCAGCAGCUCAGAGACCUGGGGAUCCUCUCUGUGCAGAUAGAAGGGGAAGGGGCCAUCAAUGUGGCUGUGGGACCAAAUAGAGGACAAGAAGUGAGAGUGAACGGACCAAUUGGAGGACCUGGCCAGAUGAGAAUGGAUGUUGGAUUUCCCGGUCAGCCUGGUCCAGGAGGAGUGAGGAUGGCGAAUCCGGCGAUGGUUCCUCCCGGGCCUGGCAUGGCAGCUCAGGCUAUGAUGCCAGGCAGCAGUGGACAGAUGCAUCCUCGUGUUCCCAGACCAUCUUCACAGACAGGUUCAGAUGUCAUGGAUCCAAUGAUGCCAGGUAUUUCUGUUCAGCAGCAGCAGCAACAGCAGCAGCAUCAGCACCAACAGGCUGGCCCACAUGUCUCAGGCCCUAUGCUUCCUCAGGCUGCCCAUCACAUGCAGGCUCUGCAGGGUGGUAGACUGCUUAACCCUGCUGCACUGCAACAGCUACAACAACAACAACAACAACAACAACAACAACAACAACAUCACCACCAACAGCAACAGGCCCAGCAGCAAGCUCAACUGGCCCAGCUUGGACCUCGACCUCAAUUCAACCCAUCGGGCCAGAUGGCUGUGCCUCCUGGCUGGAACCAGCUGCCCUCUGGGGUGCUGCAGUCACCAGCCGCUCAAGGAGGCCCUGCCUGGAGAAAGCCUCCACCACAAGCCCAAAUGCUUCAACGUCCACCCUCCCUUGCUGCAGUUCAAACUCCCAGCCAUCCCCCACCCCCUUACCCAUUUGGCAGCCAGCAAGCUGGGCAGGUAUUCAAUGCCAUGGGACAGGGACAACUACAGCAACAACAGCCAGGAGUUGGUCAGUUUGCCACCCCCCAGCCUAAAGGCCCACAGGCUGGCCCUGGAGGUGUUGCAGGACAGCCCAGACCACCUCCGCCCCUUCCACCUACAUCUGGACCGCAAGGCAACCUCACUGCCAAGUCCCCUGGGUCCUCCUCGUCUCCUUUUCAGCAGGGUUCACCAGGGACUCCUCCUAUGAUGGCUCAGAGACCUACAACUCCACAGGGUUUCCCUCAGGGCGUUGGAUCGCCAGGAAGAGCAGCCCUUGGACAACAGGGUAGCAUGCAACAAGGAUUCAUGGGAAUGCCCCAGCAUGGACAGCCUGGGGCGCAAGUUCACCCAGGCAUGACAAAGCGUCCUAUGGGCUUUCCAAACCCCAACUUUGUCCAAGGUCAGGUGAGUGCCAGCACUCCAGGAACCCCUGGUGGAGGAGUCGGUCAGCAGCUUCAGAGCAGCCAAGCCAUGACUCACUCGGGAGCUCCGCCAGCCUCCACACCAAACUCAAUGCAGGGUCCACCCCAUUCCCAACCAAAUGUUAUGGGUGUACCAAGUGGCAUGGUAGGUCUUCCCCCUGGUACAACCGCUGGGCCUAGUAUGGGCCAGCAACAGCCAGGCCUCCAGACCCAGAUUAUGGGCCUCCAGCAUCAGGCCCAGCCUGUGUCUUCGUCCCCCAGCCAGAAGGUUCAAGGCCAGGGUGGUGGUCAGACUGUCCUCUCAAGGCCCCUUAGUCAAGGGCAGAGAGGAGGGAUGACCCCACCCAAGCAAAUGAUGCCUCAGCAAGGCCAGGGGGUGAUGCAUGGGCAAGGUCAGAUGGUUGGAGGCCAAGCGCACCAGGCCUUGCUCCUGCAGCAGCAGCAGCAGCAGCAACAGCAACAGCAACAAAACUCUAUUAUGGAACAAAUGGUUGCCAACCAGAUGCAAGGCAACAAGCAGGCAUUUGGAGGCAAGAUUCCAGCUGGUGUCAUGCCCGGCCAGAUGAUGCGUGGCACUGCUCCAAACGUUCCAGGUAACAUGGCUCAAUUCCAGGGCCAGGUUGGCCCUCAGCAGAUGACUCCGCAACAGCAACAGCAAAUGGCUCAACUGCAACAGCAGCAGCAGCAACAGCACCAGUUACAACAGCUACAGCAGCAGCAGCAGCAGCAGCAGCAGCAGCAGCAGCAGCAGCAGCAGCAGCAGCAGCAGCAGCAGCAGCAACACCAGCAGAUGAAUCAGCAACAGCCACAGCAGGUUCCUAUUGCUGGCAAUCCUAAUCAAGCGAUGGGCAUGCAUGGGCAACAGAUGAGGCUCCCCGCUGGCCAUCCUCUUAUCCAACAACAGUUGCAACAGCAGCAGUUACAACAGCAACAGAAACAACAGCAACAGGCAAUGUUGCAGCAGCAGCAGCAGCAACAACAACAACAACAACAACAACAGCAACAGCAACAACAACAGGCAGCUCAACAACACCAGCAUCCUUUAGGGGAUCCUAACAGUGGCACAGGGGACUUGGGUGUCCAGCAGAUGGUCCCUGAUAUGCAGGCACAGCAGCAGCCAGGCAUGAUGGGUGGCGCACAGCACAUGCAGAUGGGAAAUGGCCACUUUGCAGGUCAUGGCAUGAACUUUAACUCACAGUUCCCUGGUCAGAUGCCAAUGGGGGGACCCUGUGCACAGCAAGGAGGCUUUCCUGUCAACAAAGAUGUAACACUGACUAGUCCACUGCUCGUCAACCUGCUGCAGAGUGACAUCUCAGCCAGCCAGUUUGGGCCAGGAGGAAAACAGGGAGCAGGUGGUGGCAACCAGACCAAACCCAAAAAGAAGAAACCAGCACGAAAGAAAAAGCCCAAAGAGGGAGAAGGACAGCAGCAAGUAGAAGGACUUGGUGGCCUUGAUGUGGCCGCUGGCAUGGAGGAUCCCGAACUGCCAAAUCUGGGUGGUGAACAGAAUUUGGGUUUAGAAAACUCGGGCCAGAAACUCCCUGAUUUUGCCAACAGGCCUGCAGGUUUUCCCGGCCAACCUGGAGACCAGAGAGUAUUGCAGCAGGUUCCGAUGCAGUUUAUGCAGCAGCAGCAGCAACAACAACAACAACAACAACAACAGCAGCAGCAGCAACAACAACAACAACAUCAACAACAAAUGCAGCACAUACAACAGCAGCAAAUACAGCAACAACAAAUGCAGCAGCAACAAUUACAACAACAAAUGCAACAGCAACAGCAGCAACAAUUACAACAACAACAACAACAGCAGCAGCAGCAGAUGCAGCAACAGCAGCAGAUGCAACAGAUGCAAAUGCAGGGUCAUCAGAAUGCUCAAGGGCAGCCAGGGAUGACGGGGCAGCCGGGGAUGACGGGGCAGCCCGGGAUGACGGGGCAGCAGGUGAUGACUGGGCCACAGACUUCUGGUCAAGGCCAGCCCCAGAUGCACCCUCAUCAGCUACAACAACAACAACAACAACAGCAGCAGCAGCAGCAGCAACAACAGCAGCAGCAGCAGCAGCAGCAACAGCAACAGCAGCAGCAGCAAACUCAACAGCCACACCUGCAACAACAGCAACAACAGCAGAUGAUGAUGAUGCUAAAGAUGCAGCAGGAGCAGGCAAAGAAUCGUAUGUCCAUCCCUCCAGGAGGGCAGCUGCCUCCUAGGGGCAUGGGCAAUCCACCGGAGGUGCAGAGGCUUCCUGUCUCACAGCAAGGCAACAUGCCUGUAAUGAUCAGUCUGCAAGGACAUGGAGGGGUACCCCCGUCACCUGAUAAAGCCAGAGGGAUGCCCCUGAUGGUGAACCCACAGCUUGCAGGUGCUGCGCGAAGAAUGUCCCAUCCAGAGGCAGGACAGGGUCCUCAAGGCUCUGGUUCUGAAGAUUCUAUUGCAGGGGCCCACAUUAAGCAGGACAGGCCUGGUGGCACAGAAAUUGGGGUGCAGCCUGGAAAUGGAAAUCAACAGAUGAUGGCCAAUCAGGGCUCUAACACUCACAUGAUGAAGCAAGGCCCUGGUCCAUCACCAAUGCCCCAGCACACUGGAGCCAGUCCCCAGCAACAGUUACCAAGUCAGCCUCAGCAAGCAGGCCCCAUGCCUGGCCUUCAUUUCCCAAAUGUCCCCACAACCUCUCAGAGCUCUAGGCCAAAAACCCCAAACAGAGCCAGUCCCAGACCAUACCACCAUCCUCUCACCCCAACUAAUCGACCACCCAGUACUGAGCCCUCCGAAAUCAACCUUUCACCUGAGAGGCUAAAUGCCUCUAUUGCAGGGCUUUUCCCUCCCAAAAUCAACAUUCCUCUGCCUCCCAGGCAGCCUAACCUUAAUAGGGGAUUUGAUCAGCAAGGUCUUAACCCAACAACUCUGAAAGCCAUUGGGCAGGCCCCUCCUGGCUUAACUUUACCAGGUAACAACAACAAUGGCAGUGUGGGUGGAAAUAACACUAACAACAGUCAACAGCCCUUCUCUACUGGCACUGGAGUGGGAGGUGCAGGCACUAAACAGGACAAGCAGCCUGGAGGACAGGGCAAGAGAGCAAGUCCUAGCAAUAGCCGGAGGUCAAGUCCAGCCUCUAGUCGUAAAUCAGCCACCCCAAGUCCAGGGAGACAAAAGGGGACAAAGAUGGCCAUCACCUGCCCUCCCCCCCAGCAGCAGUUGGUCAACCCUCAGGGGCAAACUAUGAUGCUAAGCCCAUCAUCAGUACCCCCAAGUCCAGUAUCUCUGCCUUCACAAGUUAGUGGGGCCACGGAGGCACAACUAACCCAGAGUCCUUUCCACGGAAUGCAAGGUAACUCUGCUGAGGGAGUCAGGGAAAGUCAGGGACUGGUGGCAGCAGAGCAGCGGCAAGUGCCUCAGCCUCACUCCCAGCCACAGCCUCUGAGGGAGUUAUCAGCUCCCAGAAUGGCAAGUCCUCGUGUCCCCAUGCCUCAGCAGCCUAAACCUGAUUCGGAACUUCAGGGUGGAACAGUCGAUAGGCAACCAGCUCACACAGCUCUAGACUCCCAGGUCUUGCCUACCCUCAGGGCAGCUCCAACGUCCCUCAACCAGUUACUGGAUAACUCGGGUAUUCCAAACAUGCCUCUUCGGCCCAUACAGAGUAACAAUGUUAGGGAUUUAAUGGGAAAGGACAGCCCUAAGUCAGCUUUGGAUUCAGGGCGACCACUCCACAGUAACUCCCAGAGUACCGAUAUGUCAGCUGCUGUUAGUACUUCUGCCACUAUAAAUGAAUUGGAUGCUAAACCCAAACCUGCUGUUCCUAUUUCUACCAGCAGUCUUAAUUUGCAGCCUACUUCAAUUCCCAGCUCGCACCCUGGCACUAACGUGACCUCUACUACUACCCCUAGCCUUAGCCAAAACCCUAUCUCCAGUCCUGGUUUAAAUCCCAAUCCGAAUGUAAACCCAACCCCUUCCUUCUGCCCCACCCUUAGUACUAACACUAAUGCCACCAUGAGUUUAAGCCCCAACAUAGUUACUUCGGCCCAGAGCAGUCCUGCCUUGACCGUUAGUACCAGUUCUAAAUCCAGCGCGGCUCUAAAACCAAGCCCUAGUCCCAAACCAGGGACAAGUGUUCACUCUGUCAUACAGAUCCCAUCCUCUUCUAGCACAAUGUCCCCAAACCAGAUCACUGUGUUUGUCACCUCUAACACCAUGACAUCUGCCCCAACUCCCCAGGCACCCACAACUAUGGUCUCCACCAUGGUGGCUGUCCCUAACAAAAACAUUAGACCUCAAGACAUCCGGCAGCAGGCCCCGGUCCCCCGACCACAGUUUAUCGCCACCACCCCUGUAUUUAUCAACCCAAUUUUCCAGGUCCCAGGUGGAUCUGUGGCUUCCAAUACAACAAUGGUACCACAGUCACUCACCAUGGUGAGGCCUAUCCAAGUGUCAACUACAAACAUCCAGCUUUCAACUGCUCCGACCUCUACCCAGUCCUCAGGGUCUAACAUGGGCAGCACUCCUACCAGAAGUAUUGUAGGACAGGUACAGGUUGCCACUAGUGUGUCCUCAUCAGUCCCAGUUGGUACUCCCCUAGCAGCUCAUCAAAUUAACCCUGGGCCUCCAAAACCAGAAAAUCUAAGUGACGCAAGUUCUGACCAAAAACCUAGUCCCCCAGUCCAGCAGCCAUCUCCCCAUCCAAGCCCUUCAGCAUCAUCUCCCUUUCAAACACCCCUUGCUUCUCCUCCUCUCUGCUCUAGUCCUGGGGCUGCUAACAACAUCCGAAAGAGCCCAAUGUCACUGUCUCCCACUCCCCUGGGGAAAGGUAAACCUGCCCAGGUUGCUGCAGCAGUUUCAGGUACAGCUGACUCGCAGCUAAGUCCUGUAGAAAGGUCUGCACAGGGGCCCUCCGGAGCUGUGCAACCACAGACCCUUCAUCCUCCUGCUAGUCCUGCCACUCAAAUUGAAGCACCAGCUUCCCAAAGUACUGUUGCUGCUUCUAACAACAUAACACUGCCUGCUGUCUCCUCUCCAAUCCCAGUUUCUGCACAUGUGGCUGUUCCUACUCAGAUUGUUAGCCAGGCUCCAGUGCCUGCCACAGCUUCAGUUUCAAGCAAGGCCCAGGAUGUUGCAUCUCAAGCUGCUAUUGUCACGGUAGUCAGUGCUAACACGGGUGCCUCUUCCCCUACCUUGCUCUCUGCGGUUGCCCCCGUACAAAGUCCUGUACCAUUGAUUGUUCCAAUUGUUCCUGGAUCUGUACCUGCUCAGGAUGUUGCCCCCACCACAUCCCCUUCAGUUUCUAACCCCAGCAAAGUUCCACAAGUGCAGCCGGAUACAGCUGUGGAUCAGCCCCCCAUGCCACCAGCUGCUGAAUUUGUUGAAACCACUCAGACCACCCCAGCACCUAUUCAACAAGAAGUACCACAGUCUCAGGAACCUGUCGCCAGUGAGAAGACGGGUGAAGAGGUCUCGACAAGUUCUGAGCAGGGAUGGGCAAAGAAAAGAAAGACGCCCAUCAACUUAGUCCCAAGGGCUGCUGUAGAGAAGCCCAAGGGACCGAGCAGACGCAGCUCCCGGGCAGAGAAGGAGGUGGAGGAAGAACCAGUAGCAGACAGCGGCAUUAGGAAGAGAUCAGUCAGGCCUGGAACCAGUGCUGCUGUGAAAGAAACUGGAGCUAGCCCCACCCAGGCCAAACGAAGGAAGUCUAAAUAGACUGCAGUGAUGGAAACCUGUGAACUGUACUGUAAAUGUUUUUGUUUUCCGCUGUGAAUCAGUUGAUAUCGGUUUCUCUGUCCCGGUCUAUGAAUGGAGGAAGAAACCAUGUACAGAUUGUUUUAAAAAGAAUAAUGCUAUUGUUUUGUCUAUGCUAUCAUGUGAGAUUGUAGUUAGAAUGUGUGCAAUACAGUAUGUGUUUGUGUGAAUGUGCUUUUUAUAUUAAAUGCUGGAUUAAUCAUGUGAAGACUGAUGACGGAGCUUGUCAUGAUUGUAUAAUUAUGUUGUAAAACUGAAUUAAAUUUUCUACUGCUUUUUUGUUCUGUGAAA